AUGCUUGUAAAAAUGGAAGAUUUUACCGAUAUAUCAACUGGCUUUGACCCUCUUUGCAAAGAGGAUGUUGUGGAUGGGGAAGACAAGAAGGAGAAAGAAGACGUACAGGAUGUUCAGACGGAUGCUGUGAAAGCACCUUCAACGCAAGCAUUAGAUGAUGCAGAGCAUAACGAUCACAAGGAGUUUUACGAGUAUCUUCGAGUACAUUUGGAGGCACAGAUGCCACCAGUAUCCGGCGACGGUUCUGAACGAGACAAGGUGGAGAUAUUUGGAGCAAAGGAGCUACAUGAAGAUGGUAAUCCCCAUUACCAUGUACUCAUCCGUUUUGAGCAUCGAGUACACUGGGUGGACACGUACUCCAGACUGGCAGUGCCGUUUGUGGAAGACGGGGUGAAGAAGUUAGUGUCUACUUCUAUUCGAGUGGGACAUCCACGUAAGGGGCAGCGCCAGAACUUCUACAUGAAUAGUGUCUGUGCAUACAUCCUCAAGGGCACAGGUCUUGGUACUGAUUGGGUGUUUGGUCACCGCAUCAAGGAAUUGCCAGGGGCAGGAGAGGCGAGAAGACAUCGUGAGAAUGAAGUUGCUAGGAGAGCACUGAAAUUGAAGUCGAGGCUUGAGACGAGACUCUUUCUAGAGCAGGAGGAACCUGCCAAGUGCGUAUGGAACCGUAUUAACAUGGAGAGACUGUUGUUAACUAAAGAGCCCGAGGCGAGAGCGCGGUAUACUGUUGACUAUGUACAGGCACCCUAUUAUCCUACGAAGACUAUGAUGAAGUGGAUGCAACAAAACUUUGCGAAAGACAAGCCUAAGGGGCGGCCGACGUGUCUGGUGUUGAUUGGCAACUCCAGGUUAGGCAAAACAGACUGGGCCAUGUCUAUUGGCAACCCCAUCAUGAUGGUAAAUUCCAUGGUAUUUGAUGAGAUGACAACGCAUUGCAGUCAUAUUGUGCUCAACGAUAUGGAUUUCAGGAGUUUUAAGGAGUGGAGAGAGUUCAUGGGCUGCCAAAUGAAGGUUACUAUUACUGGCAAGUAUAGGGAGGAGAAGCUGUUGGAUUGGGGGAAACCCGCCAUUUUCACUGCAACCAUGGACAACAAUCCAUUAACUAUUCCAAGAGUGGCAGAUUAUUUUAGACAAAGUGGAGGAGUAGUAGAGUAUUUGACAGAGCGACUGUUUUAGAAUGGAACACUGUAGCC
Molecule: messenger RNA, 1193 nt
Organism: Truncatella angustata
Lineage: Eukaryota; Fungi; Ascomycota; Sordariomycetes; Amphisphaeriales; Sporocadaceae
Exons: 2
Coding region: 1-1176 (391 amino acids)
Molecular function (GO): structural molecule activity
Source: RefSeq, a predicted model, not a curated record